GGGGCGAGGGGAGAGGGGAGAGGGGGGCGAGGGGAGAGGGGAGAGGGGGGCGAGGGGAGAGGGGAGAGGGGGGCGAGGGGGGCGGAGCGGGAAGAGGGGCGGAGCGGGAAGAGGGGCGGAGCGGGGGCGGAGGGGGAAGAGGGGCGGAGCGGGGAUGGGGAUGAAGAAUAA
Stegostoma tigrinum is the source of this 171-nucleotide messenger RNA. RefSeq names its product rRNA 2'-O-methyltransferase fibrillarin-like. Lineage: Eukaryota; Metazoa; Chordata; Chondrichthyes; Orectolobiformes; Stegostomatidae. The record is from RefSeq and is a predicted model, not a curated record. The annotation marks the transcript as partial. The transcript has 3 exons.